This is a messenger RNA of Xenopus laevis (African clawed frog), 1207 nucleotides long. RefSeq names its product indolethylamine N-methyltransferase. The coding region runs from base 35 to 832 and encodes 265 amino acids. The record is from RefSeq and is a predicted model, not a curated record. NCBI's taxonomy places the organism in Eukaryota, Metazoa, Chordata, Amphibia, Anura, Pipidae. The transcript has 3 exons.
AUCAUCAUUUCAGCUUUGUGAGGAAACUAACAACAUGGAUACUAAACUCACAGGCAAAGAUAUUUAUGAGGAGAAAUUUAAUCCUCAGACUUAUUUAGAGACAUUCUACAAACCAAAUUCAGGUGUUAUAAUAACAGAAGGUUGUUUGGAAUUUAUUUUGAGAAAACUUCAUGAGACAUUUACUGAGCGUGGAGUGAAAGGGGAAACACUUAUUGACAUUGGCCAAGGACCAACAAUUUAUCAGGACCUUUCUGCAUGUGAAUCUUUCAAAGAGAUCAUCGGUGCUGAAUACACUGACUGUAACCGGGAGUACUAUGAAAAAACCUUGAGAAAUGAACCAGGAAUAUUUGACUGGACAACUGCUAUACAAGCAGUCUGUGACCUGGAGGGAAAGGGUACAACAGUGGAAGAGAAGAGAGAAAAACUGAAAAAGACAGUGACAAAGAUAAUUAAAUGUGAUAUAAAUAAAAGCAAUCCUGUGGAACCUCUGGUGCUGCCCAGAGUUGACUGUGUAAUGACAAUUUGGUGCUUGGAAUGUGCCAGUGAUCUGGAUAGUUUUUGUAAUGCCCUUAAGAACAUUUCAUCUUUGCUAAAAGUGGGAGGGCAUUUAAUAAUUGCUGAGAUUCUUAACUGUACCUACUUCUUGUUAGGAGGCACAAGGUUUUCUUGUGUAACCUUAACUGAGGAAUUCAUGAGAAAUGCUAUAACUGAUGCCGGCUUUUCUAUAAUAGACCUGGAGGUUCUGGUGAGAAAGCCCGACAAAAUGCACUACAAUCUCUCUGAUCAUGACUCAAUCAUAUUCCUUCUUGCACGCAAACUGCGGGAUAUUUAGGUUGGAGAGGAUAGUAUAUAAUAUACAGCAUAUCUGCUUAUGUCUACCAAGGCUCAUUUAUUUAAACAUUCAGUCAUAUAAAAAUAUAAUACCUAUUCUGAACUCUAUUAAAUGAGAAUACAGUUUGUUUGUUUGAGUCAUACAAUUGGCACCUAAAGAAUUAAACAGCCCCUAAACAAUAAUAUGUCUACUAUUUUUAUGUGUGAUAAUAGAAAAAAAAUCACGUUAGAUAACAGCAAGAUAACUGCUAUAGAACAUCAUUCCAGAAGAGUCCAAUUUAGAGAGAUUUAUGUUUCCUGUUCUUCAAAACUGGUUAAAUAAAUGGGGCACUAUGCCUAUGUUUAAAAUGAGCUUAAUAAAUGUGCUGUACUCAAA